This is a messenger RNA of Anas platyrhynchos (mallard), 631 nucleotides long. NCBI's taxonomy places the organism in Eukaryota, Metazoa, Chordata, Aves, Anseriformes, Anatidae. The record is from RefSeq and is a predicted model, not a curated record.
GACCCUUGGGAGCCCAUCCACCCUGACAGUGUGUGGGGAGGGCAAAGGAGUAUGUCAGAGACCUCUCUGCCCCCAGAUGCAAAAGAGAUUUGCUGGCUGUGCCUCCGAAUUCCUGAGCACCUGGGGUGCAGAGGAGCCUCUGUUCCACCAGCCCCUGACCAGCCUGUUCUGUCUGGGGCCUUUCCUCCUUCCAGAGUUCAUGGCCCUGAGGCUGGAGAACAGUGAUGGCUGCUCCGGGCGCCUGCAGGUUUUCUACAGCGGGACGUGGGGCAGCGUUUGCUCCAACUCCAUGACCACCGAGACGGUGUCACUGGUGUGCAAGGAGCUGGGCUGCGGGAAUGAAGGGGAACUGGAAACAGAUUCUAGCUAUGCCAAGCUGUCUGGUACUGCAUGGCUGGAUCACGUGGAGUGUGGGAAGAGCAACAGCUCUUUCUGGCAGUGUCCCUCUGCUCCCUGGAAUCCGCAGUCUUGUGAUGACCUCCGAGAAGAGACCCACAUCACCUGCAAUGGUAAAUCUGAGCCAUCAAGGCACCAGGUCCUGUUCCCCGCAGGAUAUGGUGAAAUGCAGAGAAGGAACCCAGAGAAGCUUUGGCUUUCUGCAUUAGACCUUGUAGCUGCUGGAGGAACAAAG